UGCAGUAUUUUAAAGCUCCCAUCAAGACUGAAGGAGAGAGAGCCAAUUUGCAAACAGCAAAGAAGGACCUUUUCUUUAACUUUGAAAAAUAACCAGUCAUGAUUCGGAAAAGCACACUUCUAACUACUUUGAUUCUUCAUCUAAUUUCACUGGAAGGGGGACAGAGCAUUGACCCUGAUGUGAUGCUGAAAUCAUGCUUCCCUCCAGCCAGACCUUCGGUUACCAAUAUCAAUGCGAUCUGUCUUUAUGGCAAUGGUCGUCCCAGAUAUCCUGCCAGCUAUUUCCCUUCAUCGGGUCAUGCUUACGCUCGUCGUGCUGUUAAUGCAGUCAACAGGCUGGAGUCGUGGUUUGAUCAGUGCUGCUAUGGAGGUUUGUCCCUUGGAAAUGGACAGAUCCUUUGCUGUGCAGAACAGGCGUGGAAAAAUACCUUGUCCUAUUUCUGUGUCGAGGAAUACUCCACCAAGACUUUGGUCCAUGAGUGCUGUGAAAAGAAGGGAGAAGAACGGUGGAACUGCUUUGAAAGUCAGGCUCCUAACCCUUCCUACCAACCCAUGUGUGGUUACACUGCCCCACCUGACAGGAUUUUCACCUGGGACCCCAACACCUGUUAAAGGUCUUACUGCGAUAUGUUUUUAUUUCAUUUAGCAGCACACAACCUGUGUCCAUUAAUCAAAUGUGAAUCACAAGAGGCAUAAUAUAGAAUGAUUUUCAUGUAAAUUAAACAUGCUCAGUGUUCUAGAAGAGCUGGAAUGUAACCCUGUGUAUCAAUACAUUUAUUUUCCCAUGAAUUAUUUUAUGUCAUAGAAGAAUAUGCAAAAUAAAAUUUGCUCAUAACAUUUGAA
Molecule: messenger RNA, 842 nt
Organism: Cyprinus carpio (common carp)
Lineage: Eukaryota; Metazoa; Chordata; Actinopteri; Cypriniformes; Cyprinidae
Gene: ecm1a
Product: extracellular matrix protein 1a
Biological process (GO): regulation of bone mineralization; signal transduction
Cellular component (GO): extracellular region
Source: RefSeq, a predicted model, not a curated record